This is a messenger RNA of Puccinia graminis f. sp. tritici CRL 75-36-700-3, 318 nucleotides long. RefSeq lists its product as uncharacterized. The coding region runs from base 1 to 318 and encodes 105 amino acids. Lineage: Eukaryota; Fungi; Basidiomycota; Pucciniomycetes; Pucciniales; Pucciniaceae. The transcript is spliced from 3 exons. The record is from RefSeq and is a predicted model, not a curated record.
AUGGCGCCAAAGAGAUACUUCGGGUAUGGAGAGGUAGCAACCAAGAGUGAGAGGUGGGGAAGGCAAAGGAGAAGAAAAGAGAAGAACGCACCUGGAGAGGCGGGAGCCAAAGUCGCCGAAGACCGGAAGGGUUCACCGCCGUAUGGAUACACCAUCAGUCGAGUUACGAGGUCGAAGGCGAGAUCCAGUGGCGGUCAGUCAGAUGCGUAUAGGAGAGGGAGUGACGGAUCGACCAGUAACAAGGAUACCCACAGAGAGGUGGAUCUACGGCGGGGAAGGGGCACGCAUAUCUCCGAUCGGGCCAGGUCAUACCUGUGA